CGAUGCCUAUAUCAGGACAGCCUCAGUCUCAUCAGGACUCCUAAUAUGGCCACCGUACCAAUGUCUUUUCUCCAUGUCUUCUCAGAGUCCAUCCGAUUGGCUGUCAUCAUAGGAGUGGCUGUGGGGGCAUUCCUCGCCCUCAUUGUCCUCAUGGGCACAUUGGGUGCCUUCUGCUGUGCACGCUUCCAGAGGAAAGACGUUCACCUCGUCAUGUCCUCCUUACCCGUAUCCAUCUCCUCUCGCCAGAGAGACCUGGCAAGCAAAAUUAAAACAGAGAACCUCAAAGGAGUGGGUUUGGCAAAAAACGACAUCCGGGUGGAGAUUGUUCACAAGGAUCACAACUCAGCGCGGGAAACAGAGGAGCACACAGCAAUCAAGCAGAUGAUGAUUGAGCGUGGGGACUUCCAGGCACAGGAGUCUGUGCUGAAGCAGCUGGAAGUCCUACAAGAGGAAGAGAAGGAGUUCCAGCACAUUAAGGAUCCAACAAAUGGCUACUACAGCGUCAAUACUUUCAAAGAGCACCAUGGCACCCCGACUAUGUCAAUGGCCCCCAGCCAGACCGGCGGCGCAGAAGUCCGGAACCCUUCGGCUUCCUCUUCAGCCACCAUGGGCAAGCAACGUGUGCCCACAGGCAUGUCCUUCACCAACAUCUACAGCACGCUGGGUGCCGGGCCCAACCGCCUGUACGACUACAGCCAGCGUUUCGUGCUAGGCAUGGGCAGUAGCUCCAUCGAGCUGUGUGAGCGUGAGUUCCAGCGGGGCUCGCUCAGCGACUCCAGCUCCUUCAUCGACACGCAGUGCGACAGCAGCGUGAGCAGCUACAGCAAACAGGACGGCUACGUGCAGUUUGACAAGGACAGCAAGGCCUCGGCCGCCUCCUCCUCCUCCCACUACUCGCAGUCGUCCUCGCAGAACUCAGACCUGACGCGGCCGCUGCAGAAACGCAUGCAGACCCAUGUGUAAUGGCAGAAGGAGUUACAGUAUGGAUGGAUCGGACAGGAUGGGUCGAGGAUAGCACCUUUGGACACUCUGAGGAACACUGCCUGACCGGUGUACAGUGCUAUAUUUUUGUUUGGUUUGUACUCUGGUCCUCUACUAAUAUGGACACUGUACGUACCAUACUUUUUACAUACACACAGUACAUGUUCUUUUGAUUACAUGGGAUAGACUGCAUUCUCCUUGAAACAAGCUCAUCAACAAAAAAAUCAUCUAAAGAACAUCAUAACCUUGAGAGCCACAAUUGGUCGAAAAAGAUGCCAAUCAAUGUCCAUUUUCUCAAUGAACAUUGCUCUGCUGUUGACCCCUAUUCUGUUUCGACUAGUGGACUUCCUCAAAACGUGCAGAUGUAGGUAUUAUUCACACAUCUGUGUGGAAUAAUUCCAGUAUUGUAAAAAAGUUGCUGUUUAUCAUCUAAAAAGACAAACUGUUGGGACUAUGUUCAGCUGCCCAGUUGGGGUUUGAAGCACAAAGUGGUAUUGUUAAAAACUGCCAGAGGCAUUUCUUGUAUCCGCGGGAGAAAAAAACCUUAGAUGGAUAAUGAAACCUCUGAGGAAAGAUGGAGGGAGCGGCAGGCUGUGUAAUGAAAAGGAACACCUUGCCAACUGACUGAAGGACUGACCUGCAGGUCUAAUAUCUCUACACUUGGACUACUUUAAUACUCAAUGGAUUAUACAUUUUGGUUAUCUAAGUAUAUUCUAUAUUUUGCUCCUUUACUUUGGACUAACGGAGAUGUUUUGCCUUUUUGAUGUAUGCCUUGUGAAAGUUCACUACUGAGUCACAGGUCACAGAUAAAUGCAUGGAGAAGUGGAUGUGUCAUACUGUUGUACUACUUCACUUGAGCUAACGUAUCAAAUGCUUUGUUCACUCACAAACUGUUGGUUUCUUUCUUAUGGUCAAGGACAUCUGUACUUUCCCAUUCAAUGUGUGACACUUGCAGCUUGAUCGUGUGUGUGUGAGCAGAUAGCUGUGGAGCCAAAUACAGUGUUAUUGCUGCCGGAGAUGUUCUCAUUUUUGUGGCUUGCCAUACUUAGCUGAUAUUGUGUUGUUUACACUGGAGCUCUGUAAAUCCAGCAUUUUUGUGUACUGUGAUUUGACUACUGAAUGACAGGGAUAAAGAUAAAGUUACUUUUUUCUGUC
Oncorhynchus nerka (sockeye salmon) is the source of this 2136-nucleotide messenger RNA. Its product is annotated as kin of IRRE-like protein 3. Bases 46 to 963 code for a protein of 305 amino acids. The transcript has 5 exons. The record is from RefSeq and is a predicted model, not a curated record. Lineage: Eukaryota; Metazoa; Chordata; Actinopteri; Salmoniformes; Salmonidae.